AUGCUCUGGUUUCGGGUGCGUAACCUGCGCAUAUUUUCCUUCGAAAACAGCACAGAAUACUUCAAUGCUCCCGCGCUGCCUUGCUCAAUCCAAAUCGAAUCCCAAUUGUCAAACUCGCGAAAUUCUACGUGCGUCCGCUGCAUCAUGGCCCCGCCUCGGACCGCGUCGUCAGAGGGCGUUAUGCUGAUCCCAGCCGUCGCCAAGAACAGCACGACUGGCUACAAGAACGUGUCCUACAUCCGCGGCAAUAAGAAGUUCCAGGCGAAGGUGAAGGCUGGCGGCCAGCAUGUCUUCCUCGGCUACAGCCGCAGCACCAGCAGAAAGAAGUUCCAGGUGCAGGUGCGGGAUGGCGACAAGCAUGUCCGCCUCGGCUACUUCGACACCGCCGAAGAGGCGGCCACCGCCUACGCUCAGUCAGAGUACGGCCGCGCCGACGCCGCCAAGCUGCUGCAGCCCCGCCCCGCUCCCAUUCCCGCUGGCGCCGAGGCGAUACGGCAGGCGGAGAGGGAGGGCCUCACCCUCACCGCCAGUAGCAGCAGCAACACCGGCUACAAAGGCGUCUGCUACCGGCCCUACCGCCCGAAGCAGCAAGGCAGCCAGAAGUACGAGCUGAAGGUGAGGGACGGCGGCAAGCAAUCCAUCGUCCAAUUUGGACUAUAG
Emiliania huxleyi CCMP1516 is the source of this 660-nucleotide messenger RNA. RefSeq lists its product as hypothetical. The transcript has 4 exons. Bases 1 to 660 code for a protein of 219 amino acids. The record is from RefSeq and is a predicted model, not a curated record. Lineage: Eukaryota; Haptophyta; Isochrysidales; Noelaerhabdaceae. Gene Ontology annotation, biological process: regulation of DNA-templated transcription. Gene Ontology annotation, molecular function: DNA binding; DNA-binding transcription factor activity.